AUGCAACAACUCGCUUUGGAAGAACUCAAUUAUUAUCCUUCAAGCGAUGAUGAGACUUAUAUGCAUAGUUAUAUGUUUUUGGGUUCUUGUGAUGGUCUUAUUCUGAUUAAUCUAAAUCAACAUAUUUACUUGUGGAAUCCUGCCACCCGAUUUAGCACCAAAGUGCUUGAGCUUGACCGCUUGAAUGACGAUUACCGUAUAUGUGGGGGGCUUUGUUUCGAUUCCUCCAAGAAUGUUUACAAGGGACGACUUCACUGUAGUGUUAGGGUCAACAAAUCCUAUUUUGGAAAUAAUGAUGGUGAAGAUGAUGACAAUGACAGAGAUAAUGGACUUCAGGAGAGUAUGUGGGAUCGUUUCGGUCCUCGUAACCAAAUAAUUUAUUUUGAUCCUAUCUCUGAAAAGUUCAAUAUGUUUUCGGCUCCCGAGCCUAAAUCUAAUAAAGAAGAGAAUGUUAUAAUUGGUUUAGGAGUUAUAAAUGAAUGUCUCUGUAUGACUCGCUUGGAUGAUGAUAAGGACAGUGUCGAGAUACUAGUCAUGAAGGAAUAUGGAGUAAAGGAAUCAUGGACAUCCUUAAUGUUCAUAAGGAAUUUAGAAAUAAAUUCUUCUUAUGAAUUUGCAGAGCCCUUUUCCAUGACGGAGACCAGAGAAGUAGCCUUGAUAAUAGGGGCUUUUGACAAAAAAAUUACUCUAUACAAUCCUAAGGACGAUAAUAUGAGUGACGUUCCUGUAGGGAUAUUUUGCGACAUCAUUACCUAUGUGGAAAGCUUGAUCUCGCCGGAGGAAUACUACUGGAGUGAGGAGCAGCACAAAAUGAUUGAACAUAACGGUACUAAAAUAGCAUGGAUACCGAGAUGA
Molecule: messenger RNA, 855 nt
Organism: Lycium ferocissimum
Lineage: Eukaryota; Viridiplantae; Streptophyta; Magnoliopsida; Solanales; Solanaceae
Exons: 2
Coding region: 1-855 (284 amino acids)
Source: RefSeq, a predicted model, not a curated record